Molecule: messenger RNA, 2096 nt
Organism: Phyllopteryx taeniolatus (common seadragon)
Lineage: Eukaryota; Metazoa; Chordata; Actinopteri; Syngnathiformes; Syngnathidae
Gene: mkks
Product: MKKS centrosomal shuttling protein
Exons: 4
Coding region: 38-1735 (565 amino acids)
Biological process (GO): protein folding; intracellular transport; developmental process
Cellular component (GO): nucleus; cytoplasm; kinociliary basal body
Molecular function (GO): ATP binding
Source: RefSeq, a predicted model, not a curated record
CGAAUUAGUUUUUCAAGUGAACAUUUCGGGAAAGGCGAUGUCUCGACUCGUUAAGAAAUCACCAGCGCUUUGCACGGAUCUACCACUGGAAAGUAGUGACAUUUUGAACAAGCUUCAUGUUAUGGGUCAGCUUCUCAGAUCUUGUUUUGGUCCAUCGGGUAGACUGAAACAAAUCCACAACAACAUCGGAGGGCAAGUUGUGACCACCUCAACGUCAUCGGUGCUACUUCCAGCCAUUUAUUCAUCGACAGCGUUUCUAAAUCUAAUUUUAGCCUCCAUUCGCAGUCACAUUUCUCGUUUUAGUGACUGCGGGUUGUUUGCAGCAAUUCUUUGUGUGACUCUUAUUGAACAAGUCAAGCAGUCUGGUCUAAGAGGAAACGAGGCCAUCAGGAUAAAUAGACAUCUGUUGGGUCUGUGCACUAAUUAUCUUCACCAAGAGGAAUGUGGAUGUAAAGUGAAGCUCGACUUUUGCAGUAGCCAAAACUUAAUUACGUUGGCUGGCAGUAUUGUCCGCAGCAAACCCGGCAGUUUGCUAACGGAGUACGAAGCGCUUCACAUCAGCAAGAUGGCAGUGCAAGCCUUUUUACUGACUGUGCCGUCUAACAACACUGGUGUAGUAACCCUGGGCAUGGCAGUAAUUGUGUCUAUUGAGGGUCUUCCUGUAAGGGAAUCGGCAGUAUUUCCAGGAUUAUUAGUAGACAUUCCUGAUGGUUUUGAGGACUCUGAGGUGAGGAAUAACUCCUCUAAUCCCCUGCGGGUGCUAUUGUUCAGUACAUCCCUUGCUGGUGAUCUUUCUGAAAUAGGAGAUGGACCGAUUGAGGUCCACUAUGGCGGUGACAUGGACUCUCAGAUCCUGGAUCACCUCCUCGAGAUUGGCAAACAGGCACUGAAAGAUGAUGUGAAGCUAUGUGUUUGCCAGAAGGUCAUCCAUCCAGUUCUACAGCAAUACUUGAGGAGUCACGGGAUCAUAGUUGUGGAGAGAGUUGGCAUCAAUCUCAUGCAGCCGCUUGCUCAGCUCACAGGGGCCCAACCUGUGGCAACAUUACACUGUACAAUCCCUCUCAGGGCCUAUGGAAAGGUGGGGAAUGUCAAUUCUAGACAUUUUGGGUCCAAGACUAUGCUGCAUUUAUAUCCUGCGGAGGAGUCUGUGAUUUGCACCGCAGUCCUCUGCCACAGGAAUGAGACAAUGUUAAAUGAAUUGAAGGUGGCAUACCAGAAGACCGAACACGUGUUACGACUUACCCUGAGAGAACCGUUCGCUUUACUUGGAGGCGGCUGCACUGAGACCCACUUAGCUGCUUACAUCAGAUACCAAUGUGACGCCACUGGAAGUACAUCGGUGUUAGGCUGCUCACAAACAGAGUACCUGCUUGGCGUGGAGGCUUUCUGUAAUUCGCUUGAGUCAGUGGCUGCAGCACUACAGCAUGACAGUGGGGAUUCUCUCAUUGACCUGACUUGCGCCCACCACUGGACUCUUCCAAAAGAUGUGAUACAAGAGGACAUGGAGGCUUCUGUGAGCAGGUGUGGCUGUGGACUGAUGGAGAGUAGAAGAAAGAAGUGGUGUCACUUGAAAACUAAAUAUCCAGUGUUCUCACCUGCAUCCCUGUCUAAAGAUAUUACUGUGCAUGCGUGUGUGCUUGACUCCUUCACAGCAAAACUCAAUGCUUUACAAGUUGCCAUAGAAACUGUUAAUGUUAUCCUCGAUAUACGAUAUAUAAUACAAGAUAUAAAGUAACUCAAAAUUUUCAGAGUGGUCUGUGACAAGCAAGAAAAGGGGUACCCUGCCUCUCGCCCAGAAUCAGUUUGGAGAGGCUCCAGCACACCCGCUACCCCCGUGAGGAUAAGCGGUACGGAAAAUGGAUGGAUGGAUUCCGUCCAUCCAUGGUAUGUCCUGCUCAGGGUUGCAGGGAGCUUGAGGUGACCUGGGUGAAAGGCAGACUCCACCGUGGACUAGUCACCAGUCAAUCACAGGGCACAUAUUGAGAUUCAAACUAACAGUCACACGAUCAGUGAGUGGCAAUUGAACCCAUGCUGCAGGCAAUGAGUGAACCACUACAGAGUGACAAACUCAUUGUCGCUCAAGGGCAACAUACAGC